UUUCUCCCAUGGAUAAUAGUGAUGGUGAUCUAUUUUCCGGUUUUCAUGGCUUCAAAAGUAACACCUAUACUUCUCCUACCACCAUUUUUGAAACUCUUCCUCCACCUCACACCUUAACAACAACCUCCACCAAUACCAAUAACAUUAUAUAUCCUCCAAACACCACACCAUCUUACUUUGAUGAUUUUUCUUUAACCCAAGAAAAUAUAUCAGUCAGUUUUUCCCCACUUAAACCAACUGAUUUUAUAGAGCUAGACAAAUUGAAAAUCAAUUUCAAUCCCAACACUAUUAUCCCUUCCCACACCACAACUGCACCCAUUACCAUCACCCCCACCACUACUAUCCUCGCUACCCCGACCACCAUUAAUACUACAAGCAUUCAUGUCCCUACCCACAUAACCACCACUACCAUCACUAACACUAUUAAUCACAACUCUAAUCAAAAAUCCAAUUUUUUUGAUUUCCCAACCGUCAUUAGAGAACGAAACAUGCAACCAACUAAUAUUACUGAGGCAGAAAAAUUUAUACCUAACUUCAAUCCAACAACCAUUAUCCCCAUCCCCAUCAUCAAUAAUCUCACCACAGAUAUUCCCACACCCAUUAGAGCAACCUUCACCAACCCUGACCUUCCAUCAAACAUUUUUAUCCCGAGCUCCACAACCACUACACCUUCUAUCACUACCAUGAUCAACACUAACACUAGUUGUCAUGGAACAAAUAACCAUCCUAUGAUAUAUUAUUUCCCCAAACCCUUUGAACAACAAGAAAUCCAACAAAAUCAAAACAAUCAACUAUCUUCUCUCAAACCCGCCGCUUGCAUUAAAAUCACAACGGCUCAUUUUGAUCUUGCUUACAACCAUCCAUCAGUUUCUAAACAUUAUGCAAGAGAGUGCGAUCAACUACCAAAUCUACAACCCCAAACUAGCUCUAAGAUUUUAUCAAAUACAGAUCCACAAGGAGUGCUAUGCAAAAAUAGGAAAAGGAAGUUUGAUAAUCAGAAGAUAGUAGAAUGGCAUAUGAGUGUAGAGAAGUUGGGUGAAGAUCCAUGGGAAUGGAGAAAAUAUGGACAUAAACCCAUUAAAGGAUCUCAACAUCCAAGGGACUACUACAUAUGUAAUACUUUCAAAGAUUGUUUGGCAAAAAAACAAGUAGAAAAGAAACCAAACAAAGAAAAUAUUUAUAUCGUGACAUAUAUAGGAGAACACAACCAUCCAAAACCCGUUGUAGAUUUUUCUUCGCAUAACAAGUCAUCUAAGAAGAGAUAAUUCAGUGUCAAAAAAUGUGGAUCUUUGUCAAACAUUAGAAACUAAGAUUCUCCGAAUACAAUGAUGUCACAGUUUGACCAAUCAGAAUACAAUAAUGCUCAGGUUCAUCAAUGUCAAUCAAAAGUAAAUUAUGAAGAAGUUGGCUUAUAAGGAGUCGUUCACUUGCUGCUAGAGAAAUCAUAUCAUAACCACAUGUGGCAAACUUAGUUUCACCUAAAUUUAUAAUGCUACAAUUUGAUGAACAUGAGAAGGACAAUGCUCUAAUGACAAAUGCAAUAUUUUGAUUACCAACAUAAGAUCUAUUAGUUGGUAGAGUCUAACCUAAAGAGCUUAUCCUAAUUAAGUAGAUCUUGUUUAGAAUUGGCCUCUAAA
Lathyrus oleraceus (garden pea) is the source of this 1637-nucleotide messenger RNA. Its product is annotated as probable WRKY transcription factor 17. The transcript is spliced from 3 exons. Gene Ontology annotation, biological process: regulation of DNA-templated transcription. The coding region runs from base 9 to 1265 and encodes 418 amino acids. Gene Ontology annotation, molecular function: DNA-binding transcription factor activity; transcription cis-regulatory region binding. Gene Ontology annotation, cellular component: nucleus. NCBI's taxonomy places the organism in Eukaryota, Viridiplantae, Streptophyta, Magnoliopsida, Fabales, Fabaceae. The record is from RefSeq and is a predicted model, not a curated record.